GGGGGAGGAGGGCCCGGACGGGAAUCCUUCUUCAUGGGGCUUUUUCAGGGGUCGAUCGGUACUGAAGUGCUGAAGGCGCCAAGAUUGACAGCGGUAGUGUGGAUACCGUACCGCCACCGCACCGCUCAGGUGCCGGGUUAUAGUGCUGACGGGCCAAUGAAGGCUGAUGGGCGGUGCAUGUGGACUUACUUGUUCACGGAUGGAGAUCCUGCUAAGAAUAAUUCUGUUCCAAUGUUACCUCGCGAGCGAGCUGAGUAGCCUUGUAGGUUGCGUUGAACGAGGCUGGCUUGCAAACUUGUGUGUCUUGCUGUCGAAAUACUUCCGCCUCUGAAUCUGGUACCUCUAAGUCAGAAGUAUACACAAUGUUAGGAUCAAAACAGCAAGAAUACCAGAUAGUGGCCGAGAAAGACUCGGACCAUGAAAGUAUCGCUACAGACGAGAUCUCUAAUCCUCCUCCUCGAAAGAGUUCUUCGAGUCGAGUGCUGGCCGGUCUGUUAGCACUCUCACUAUCGAUUCACGUUCUGGCUUUCCUGUCAUAUUGUUGGUAUUGGCCAGCUGCAAGAAGGGACGCUCAACUUUCUACGUAUAGUAAAUUACCCACGACAUAUGUCACGCUACCAAGAAACUCGGAAUUUACAGACGACAAUGAGACCGUGGCGGAUAUGGCAUGGGAUUCGCUAAAUAUGGACGCAGCGGCCGUUGCGUUGACAGAUGAGUUCGUGCUGAAGCAUAAUCUACCGCCCGCGGCUCGAUUUCCGUGGGAUGAGAGUAAGGGAUUGUAUUAUCUCGAGGGGUUUCACAACUUACAUUGUCUGAAACUCAUCCGUAGAAGUCUAAGCGAUUACCGACAAGACAAGCCUCAAAGCCUUCCAAAGCAUCACAUUAACCACUGCCUCGAGUCCAUGAGACAGUACGUGAUGUGCAAAGCGUCGGAUCUACCGAUAGCAGCGAUAGAGGGCAAGACGGAUGCGUCGAGAGACGAGCAGCAGCGGCAGUGUCGGAGUUGGGAUGCGCUGGUGGAGUGGUCGACGGAUCCGGAGCGGGAGGCGUGUUGGGCGAUGGUGGAUGAGUAUAAGACGACGAUUCAUAAUGUGGAGAAGUUUGCGUAUUGUAAGGAGGAGUCGAGGUAUUAUCCGAAGAUGAAGGAGUAUUUUGAGGAGCAUGGGCAUAGGGAUCCCUUUAGCUAGUUUCUCGACUGAGGAGUACUUGUAAGAAUUGAUUUUUGUACAG
Mollisia scopiformis is the source of this 1230-nucleotide messenger RNA. RefSeq lists its product as uncharacterized. Gene Ontology annotation, biological process: mycotoxin biosynthetic process. The record is from RefSeq and is a predicted model, not a curated record. The transcript is spliced from 3 exons. NCBI's taxonomy places the organism in Eukaryota, Fungi, Ascomycota, Leotiomycetes, Helotiales, Mollisiaceae. Bases 363 to 1187 code for a protein of 274 amino acids.